CCGCGAAAGUCCGUUCUUGAAACAGCUAUAAGUGGUGGUGAAUCAGAUAAGUGCCCAGUAGUUCUCCAUCCACUGUGUAUCAGAUAAAGUUCGCCUCUUCCUUCACUUCGCUCGGGUUCUGUAAUGGACAAACCGAAAAUCGCUGAUGUCGAUUCGGAGGACAAACGGAAGCUCGACUUUAGUGACACGAGUCAUCUCGACAGCAGUUCAAGUGAUGCUGCCCCCCUUGAGGGUAGCAUUGAUCUAGCUGCGGCUCGACGAGCCCGUACUAAAAUCGACCUUAUUGUUCUUACGACGUCGACCAUUGUUUUGUUCCUGAAUUUCCUCGAUAAAACGAACAUAGGGAAUGCUGCAAAGGCGGGACUUUUAAAAGAUCUUCACAUGUCUUCGUAUAGACUUUCCGUCGUUCUGAGCCUCUUCUUCAUACCAUAUUUACUCGUAGAGCUAAUUUCCAACUUUUUGUUCAAGAGGAUUGGUGCCCAUAUAUUUAUACCUGGCCUCGUGGUCGCAUGGGGCAUAGUAGAGACAUCCCAAGGUUUCGUCACAUCCUAUCAUGGAUUACUCAUUUGCCGUCUGUUCCUAGGACUGACUGAAGGGCCCCUGGUUCCGGCGCUCCUCCUAUAUCUGUCGGAGCUUUACAAACGGCACGAGUUGCAAAAACGAAUAGCUAUGUUGACAUUUUCUGGGCUUUUGGCUUACGCUAUCGUUCAUAUUGACGGUAAAGCUGGUAGACCGAGCUGGAGUUGGAUCUUCUUCCUAGAGGGGAUCUUUACCGUCAUAUUUGGUGUCACUUCGUACUUUUGGCUACCGGAGGAUAUUGCGAGUGCCACCUUCAUGACAGAGAAAGAACAAUCCGCAUACAUAAAUGCAAUUCAAGAAGACACUGCCCUCGACAGAGUCGACGAUGCAUUCCAGUUUUCGAUCGUAUGGUCGUCUCUCACGACGCCACAUGUUGUACUCCUAGGUACUGCCGGAUUCUUUGCUGGUACGUUGAGUUUGUUCUCCCGUACUGCGCUACUGCUUUGUCACAAGUAUCCCCCAGGUUACCUCUCCAAUGGACUGGGAUAUUUCAUCCCAACUGUAGUGGGGAGCCUAGGUUACUCGCCCACCGAAACCCAGCUAUAUGGAGUCCCCCCCUUCGCCUGCGCGUUUGUCUUGAGCAUGAUGGCCGCCUACUUCAGUGACAAAUAUCGUUGCAGAGGGCUAAUUGCCCUUGGCGCAAGCUUCACCGCUCUUGCAGGUUACAUCGUGAUGUAUUAUAGCACCAAUGUCCACGUGAGGUAUGGCUCGAUAUUCGCCCAAACGAUUGGCACGUCCAUCAUUUCUCCUUGCGCACUUACGUUGAUCGCGAACAACGUCUAUCCUCACUAUCGUCGUGCCACAGCUAUCGCAUUUGGAAUCGUCAAUAGCAGCGCUGGAGGAAUUUUGGCGAUGUGGAUGUAUCACGAUGCCCCUCGGUUCCAUAAAACGACGAAGCUUAAUAUUAGCUGCACUAUUGUGUUCAUCCUACACAUGUGCCUGAUACUUGGCUAUCUUUAUUACAAGAACUUGCAGAAGGCCAAAGAGCGCGGGCUAUACAAUAACAUUCCAGACGAUAACGUUGAAGAGAAGCGGAGGCUGGGUGAUGGACACCGAGACUUCAUAUACACUCUUUGAUCUAGGUCUGGUUCGGGAAAUCAACGUUCUCACACGCGUGUAGUUUUACAGUUGUAAUCAGUGACUUGUAAAGGAGUGCCUUAAGCCUGGAAGUAUGCUUUGGGAAAUACGGAGGCUCAAUGAUGGUGAAAAUCGA
Messenger RNA from Cantharellus anzutake, 1792 nucleotides. RefSeq names its product MFS general substrate transporter. Gene Ontology annotation, cellular component: membrane. The transcript has 16 exons. Bases 124 to 1656 code for a protein of 510 amino acids. Gene Ontology annotation, molecular function: transmembrane transporter activity. The record is from RefSeq and is a predicted model, not a curated record. Gene Ontology annotation, biological process: transmembrane transport. NCBI's taxonomy places the organism in Eukaryota, Fungi, Basidiomycota, Agaricomycetes, Cantharellales, Hydnaceae.